UUUCAAAAUGAAAAAUUAUUUUUGUAAAACUUUUAAUAAAAAAAAUUAAAAAUAAAAAAAUUUCCUUCCCCUCGGCCUUCCCUCGUCUAGGGCUUCUCGUCCUCCGACGACGACGACGCGAGCACGGCGAUCGGUGGUCCGGCGCGGCAAGCAACAAUGACGGCUGGAUACAUUGCCGGUUCCCUGGUUGGAUCAUUUGCCAUUGCUUACCUGUGUGACACAUUUGUUUCGGACAAGAAGGCAUUUGGAGGUAGCAUUCCAAAGACUGUUUCUGAGAAGGAGUGGUGGCUAGCCACCGACACCAAGUUCCAGGCCUGGCCUCGGACCGCUGGACCACCGGUCAUCAUGAAUCCCAUCAGCCGCCAGAACUUCAUCGUCAAGUCCGCUGAAUAGGCGAAACCGUGAGAGAAGCUGGUUCAGCGUCUUGUUUCCAUCACGGAGCUGAAGGUUAUUUUCUAGGUCUUAAAACUGUAAUAAGACAUUUUUGCAGUUUCAGUCAUAUCGGUGAGCAAAUUUUGGGGCUUACAGCUUACUUAACAUUUGAUGAGUUCUGUUCGUUUGUGAAAAUUACCUCCUAGGAGCAAAGAAUUGUAUUGUUCUCCUAUUUUGCUGUGUUCUUUUGCCAAUCUGCUGCUUAAGCUCAUUUUGUGGCGUUUCCUUGCCUUCUGUUUCCGCACUUUGGACCAGUGUUUGUGCAUGAUUUAUGCUUGAACCAGUAUUGGUGAAA
Molecule: messenger RNA, 727 nt
Organism: Oryza sativa Japonica Group (Japanese rice)
Lineage: Eukaryota; Viridiplantae; Streptophyta; Magnoliopsida; Poales; Poaceae
Source: RefSeq, a predicted model, not a curated record